CUCAGAACUUGUCAUCAUAACUGGUGAUGAUGAAAUGAAACAAGUACAGAAACUUAUUCCUCCUGUGAUAGAAGUUGUAAAGAAAUUGCUUGCUGAAAAUCAAGAAUGGGCAUGCGAAAGCAUGGAAUUAUUUGACAGUCUGCUUGAAUUUGAAGUAGCAAUUGUUGUCCCUUAUUUGAAAAAUCUUGUGCAACUCUGUUUAGAGAUAAUACCCAGGAAAGAUUUGGAAAAUAUGAUUAGAGUGAAAGCAAUGAGCACCAUUAAGCUCCUUAUAACCUUGAAGAAGAAGGCUAUUCUGAAAAAGAAUUUCAAUGUGUUGAUUAUGAAUGUAAUAUUUGAAGAGAUUUGUGCUGAAACGGAUGAUGAGUUUGAUAUUAUGGAAGAAAAUGAUGAAGAAGCAGAUACACCAACCAGAUAUGCUGCUCAGGUCAUUGAUACCUUAGCUUUACAUUUACCACCAGAAAAAGUUAUUUCCAAAUUGCUUCCAUUGGUAGAAAAUGCUUUGAAAAGCCCAGAUAAAUUCCGUCGAAGAGCAGCUUACACAAGUCUCGCAAUGAUUGCAGAAGGUUGCAGCGAAUAUAUCAUUAACAACCAUCUUCAGUCAUUUGUUAGUUGUGUAUGUCAAGGAAUGGAAGAUAAUGAAGGUUGUGUGAAGAAUGCAGCCUUUUUUGCACUUGGAAGGUUUGCCGAAUAUCUUCAGCCUGAAAUCAACAAUAUGGCACCACAUCUUCUUCCUUUGCUUUUUAACAAUCUGUUAAAGACACUUCAAGAGAACCCUCAAAAUAUCAAUGGUCUCACAAAAACUUAUUAUGCUCUGGAGAGAAUCUGUGAGAAUCUUGGUGAAGCUAUUCUUCCUUUCUUACCGGAUAUUAUGGAUCAUCUGAUGAAUGUAUUGAAGACAUCAUCCAGCUUAAAAACCAAAGAAGUUGCAGUCAGUGUUAUUGGAGCAGUUGCCAAUGCUGCUGGUCAAGGAAUGCAGCCUUAUUUUCAGACGGUACUCAAUGAUGUAAAUGAGAUUCUCAACGUAGACAAUGAAGACUUUCUUACUUUACAUGUCCAAGCUAUUGAUACAUUAGCUGUACUGGCCCGUAACAUUGAUAGCAAUGAGUUUCUUCCAAUUGCUGAUAAUGUAAUGCAAAUGGGAGUGCAUCUCAUUGAACAGAAAGAUGACCCAGACUUGAGGCGAUGUGUAUAUGGACUGUUUGCUUCAAUGUCUGUUUUGCUGAAAGAUGAAAUGGCUAAAUAUCUUCCAGAAAUAAUUCCUAUUAUUCUAAGUUCUGUGAAGUCUUCAGAAGGUGUACAGCUUCAAUACAAAGAGGAUGUUGAUGAUAUUUCCACUGCCAAUUUUAUUGAUAUUGAUGAUGAUGAAAAUACGGAAGAGAGCUUAGGAGAUCAGGACACUGAAUCUGAAGAUGAGGAAGAAAAAUUAUAUGUAAUUCAAGUUGAAAAUUCAUUUGUUGAUGAAAAAGCUGAUGCUUGCACAGUGUUAGGUGAUCUUGCGCUUAAUAUUGGCACGGUUUUCAUGCCAUACCUGCAAAACUGCUAUGAUGCUGUCACUCAAGUAUUAGUCUAUCCUUUAGCUCAAGUCCGUAAAGCUGUCGUUACAACACUUGCACAGUUUUGUUUAAGUCUUCAUCAAGUUUUUCAAAAGACAAAUGACUUGGAAUCAAAAGAGGUGUUGUCUGGUAUGAUCAAAACGGUUGUACCAAUGCUUUUAGAGCGUAUCAAAGAAGAUAAUGACCGGAUGACUGUGACAGCUGCUGUGGACGCUUUAGUAGAGCUGCUUACCAAGAUAGGAUCACCAUUUAUGUGUGAAGAUGGUAUGAUCGAUUCCAUUUUGACCAGAACUCGAGAAGUCUUUUCUCAUCAGACAACUUGUCAAGAUGAUAAUGAUGAUGAUGACGAUGGUGAAGAGGAGGACCAAGAAGCUGAAUACGAUGCAUAUCUUGUAGAAUCUGCUGGAGAAAUAUUGCCUGCCACAGCUAAAUUAAUUGGUGGAAAAGCUUUCAUGCCAUAUUUUGAGUCUUUUAUACCAGAUCUCUUGAAAAAACUGAAAAGUCACAACUCUAUUGCUGACCGAUCUUUUGCAAUUGGUACUCUAGCUGAAACACUUGAAGCUUGUGGGGAGGCAUCUGCUGGUCUAACUUCUCAGUUCUACCCAAUCUUUAUGAAAAUUACCAGAGAUCCUGAUAGUGAGGUUCGAAAUAAUGCUGUGUUUGCUCUUGGGGUCAUUAUUUCAAAUGGUGGAAGUGCUCUCCAAAAUGAUCUGCUGAAUAUAUUAAUGGAAUUGUUUACUCUUCUUCAAAAUGAAAACUGUGAUUUGGUAAAGGAUAACAUUUGUGGUACUGUCUGUCGAAUCAUUAAUCAGAAACCUGAUGGAUUACCACUUGAACAGGUGUUACCUGUGAUUAUUCAAUGUUUACCUUUAAAAGAAGAUUUUGAAGAGAAUACCACUGUUUUCCAAAGUUUACUAUCAUUGUUUGCCCAAGGACACCCACAGCUAAUUGUAAUGUUGCCAGAAUUGUUGAAAGUUAUAGCAGAAGUACUGGGAACCACACAAAUUAAUAAAGAAACUGAAUCAUUGCUGGUCCAAUUUGUGAAAAAUGUUCAUGCCUCAUACCCUGAUGCUUUAGAGAAGGCGAAGUUGACUAUCUCUGCUGAGCUUGGAGCAAAACUAAAUACUUGCGGUUUGAUGACCUGACUCUGUAGUCAUCCAUCCCUUUUUUGUAAACACCGGGCAAUACAACUGCCUUCACUCUCCUAUCACAGAAUGUGAUGAAUGUUCCCUUUGCAGCUUUCCAGCAAGUUUUUGUUUUGUCUAUUUUUUUUAUUUUCAUUAAAUUUGAAGUUUCAGAAUUUUAAUUUUCAUGUUUAUUUUCGCAGUAUUAUUAUUUAUUAUAAAGUUAGUUCUUUUCUCAGAGAAGCAGUAUUCUCACAUAAUGGAAUAUUUCUUUUUCUUUAAUACUUACAACAAAUAUGUUUACUUUAAGACAAGAGGAAAACCUGAAUUCUGUUCUGUUUUGAAACGUUUUUGUUUGAACAUUUUAUUUAUUUCUGUUAGCAGACUCUGGCAUAUAUGUUCAGGUGAUCUUGUAAUUCUUUCAGAAUACAAUUAAAUUUCAUGACUGAACUAAAAACACAUUUUUCUUAGAAACUACUACCUCAGUCUCUCACCUGUCUACACAGAAUGUAAGAACAUUCUGAGUGAAACAUUUCAAGAAAUGAUUUCAUUAAGAGGAUAAUUUCUUUUGGCUGAGUAAAUACUGGAUGAGCAGUUAACUGUUGUGCUUAUAAAGAUUUAUAGCACAAUGUCUUGGUCAAAGAAAUAAACUUUUUAUAUCCCAACAUUGGUGAGCGUGUAAUGGUAAAUUGUUUCUCCAUACAUAAGGUUUUGGUUGUGUUUUGUUUCUCAGUAUGGGAAUUAAAACUGGAUUAAAGUUUAACUUUGUGUCUUUAUAAUGGACUUUUACAUGACAUUUUGAAAACUACUGCAAACCUACUUUGAUGGAAGGGAAGGAAAAUACUCCCAGAGAAUGUUGCUUUUUCUGAUUGAAUCUUGUUCGCUGGCUUCAUCAAGCUUUAGAUACAGGUCCCUUUAUACCAUCUGAAGUUUGUUGCUAUGCCUUCUGACUGCUUGUGGAUUUCUUAAUCACACUUAAUAAGUGGCAUUUGUUUGGGCAAAACUUGAGUAAUUUGAUAGGAAUCUGCUUACUCCCCCAGCAACACUAAUGGUAAAUUAGUUGACAACAGCAGCAUCAGCAUCUGUAGCUACUUUUAAUGGUGUUUAAUUUUGUUCACAUUUAGAAAAUUGUACUUUCACAAUUUUUCUUAUUCGAACAUAUUUCUAAUGUACUCUUGCACUUGAGUAACAACAACUGCUCAAUAUUGAGACUUAUCUCGUCUGAUAUUAGUAAGGUUUCAGUUUACAUUUAAUUUCAAAACUACUAAAUUUAAUAGGCUAUCUGUUAACAUAAAAGCAAGAUCUCUAUUUGCAUUGGCUAGUUUUACUUUUCUCUGUGCUGGUAUCUCACAAGUAUUCCCUUGUUGAGUGUUCAGAACCAUGAGUCUGUUGAUACAUUUGCACUGCUACAGUUUAAUGAAUGUAAUUGCUUUGUGUGUCACUUUCAAUUGAAUGAAAAGUGACUGACCUAGUAAAGGGGAAAAAAUGAAUUGUUUCAACCAUUAUAUAUACCAAUCCAUCCAUAUUGAACAAAAAAAAAAAAAUAUAUAUAUAUAUGGUACUUCACAGAGGUUGCAUUAAAUGACGUUAAUAAAAUGCUAUUGAUUUUCUCUUCUUCUGCCUCUCCAAUGAAUGUUUUCGGUGUUGUAACUUGAUUUUUUUUUUUACCUUUCAAAAUGUUUGUAACUUCAUAAAGCGGCAGUUAAAAAUUGUGUAUAUUGAAUAUUUUCUAAGAUUUGUAUCUUUGUAUUGUUUGCUACAAGUAAAUUAUUUAACUGUGGUUAUGUGUUUCUUUCAGAAUAUUCAAAUUUACAUAAAAAGAAUUGUAAGAUCUUAAAUCUUUCAUUUCCUGACAAUUUAGUGUAAUGCUAUAUUAUAUCAGAAUAUGUAAACAUUUUUUAAAAAAUUUUUCACCAUUUAAAUGAGAUAAUGAAAUAUAUUUAUACCCAUAUAUUUUUCUAGAACUUUUAAAUCUAUAUUCAGAAUAAAUACAUGUCAUUGGGGUGAAGGUAUUGACAUAUUAGUUUGCUGCAAUAGAAAUAUGUAGUUGAACUUUUUUUUGAUUGAAGAUUCACUUUCUGAUAAAGGUCUCAGAAUUAUUUGGGUGAUGACUAUAUGGCAUUUGUGUGCCAAAGGAUUCAGAAUAGAUGCUAUUUUUGUUCUUCUAGUUCUCUUUGCUGACAUAAUUUUUUUUUUAUAUAGUUUAGUUUAUUAUAGGAAGAAUUCUAAGAAAGUGAAGUAGGUGAAAUGUUUAUUCUUGGCAGAAACUUACUGUUAUUUUAUGAAAUUCAAAGCAAUUCUUACAAGGUUCUUAUGCUUUUUUUUUGUUUUUCUUAAUUUAGAAAUAAGUUAUUCUUUUAAGUUGGGUGACAUUUGUUGUGAGAAUAUAUUUAUUAUUGGUAGAUUUGUUCUAUCAGUAUACUGCAACCUGUCUUACCCUGAUGCAACCAACAAUAUAUGCAAGAUAUUCUAGGUGUCUAUAUAUGAGAUUUUCAAACCCUAUCUUUUAGUCAUUGUUUUAAGUUCAUAUCCUUCCAAGUCAGUUUUGCUUUUCAUCCCUUCAGGAUCAAUCAAAUAAAAUACCAGCCAAGUGUUGGAUCAAUUUAACUGCCUAUUCCCCAUCCCCAAUUUCUGGCUUUCUGACUGUGUUAGAAACAACUAUUUCUCCAGUGCACAGUAGGGAUCUAAUCCUGUUUUAUUUUUCUUCAAACAAACUGCCAAGCCUCAACAAAAGGUCUCCGACAGAAAAUAGUUUUGUGAGAAUAUGAGCUGUUCCAAAGAGUAAAUUCUGGGAGCAUUCACAUGUUUGUCCUGAUGUCCAACUGUACCAGGUGGCAUGAUUUUUUUUUUUAUUUAUAUUAUCAGGAUUAACCCUAAUGCUUCAAUUAUAACUGCUGCAACUUUAACUUUUGCUGCUGGGCAUUCUUGCAUAUUUCUAUUUAUAAUUUCACAUAUUUUGACAUCUUUUCUACUUCGUUGUCUACAAUAUUUUUGUCUGAAAGAAUUGCAUAUUUUAUGAAAUAUUCUUCCCCCACCCCAUGUCAUCUACAAUAUCUAGUCUACGGUGUUCAGUUAUUCUAUGUCUGGAUGUCAUAGUCCCAUAGAAUCUUUGAUUUACCAUUGUCAUUUAGAGCUGUUUCUGAUACAUGAUUAUACUACUAGUCUGAAGUGUUAUAUCCAAAUUUCUUUACAAAAUAUCUAAUGCAAGUUGAAAAAGAACUCAAUUUGUCACUUGUAUUUUUUCUCAGCUAAAAUUAUACAGCUUACUACAAUAUAUUUUCUACUUGCCCAUUAAGUUGCUUUGCUAUUAUAGGGCAAUGGAUUGGCAGAAUCAGUAAAGUGUCUGGCAGAAUGUCUUGUAUUUAGAUACAGUUCAUUACAUUCUGAGUUCAAAUCCUGCCAGGGCUAACUUUGCUUUCAAUCUUCUCUGGUCGAUAGAAUAAGGUACUCAUAACUUCCUUGGGUUAGUAAACUUGACUAAUUCUCUUCCCUUCCAAUUUGAAGCCUUUUGCCUAUGUUAGAACUGAUGUGUGUGAUGGAAUAGCAGAAACUAUAGAGCACCUGACUGAAUACCUUAGAAUAUUUAGUUUCAUCUUCUCUACUUUCUGAUUCAAAAUCAUACCAGUGUUGACUUGUUUUCGUCUAACUAGUAGCAAUAAACUAUCAGUCAUCUGUUGGGAUUAAGUUAUUUAGCUGUCCUCCUUCUCCCACCAAUUGCGGCCUUGUGCCAAUGUAAAAAUUAUUAUAACAGGGAGCUGGCAAAUUAUAUUGGUGCUUUAGUAGUGCAGACAAAAUAUCUAUAGUUGAUUAAAUUUAGACUAAAUAAUCUCCGUCCAUUGUAAAGAAUGAAGUAUUGGUUAAAUAAAAUUCUAAAUUAACUUAGUAAUGUCAGCCUGUUUAUGUUACUACUUGAGACACUUUUUCUUUUGGGAGAAAAUAAUAAAUUAACUUAACCUGAUCAAAGACAUCAUUGCAGAAACUAGAUGUAUAGAAAAAAUUCAGUUAACAAAUAUAUAUUUAAGACAAUCGGUUUUCAUUGCAGUUUCUCAUAAUAUGUAAGAAAUUCUAAGUGUAUCUAUGCAGAUUUUAUUCAUCUGAACAAACUAGUCAUUAGAUAUUAUGUUCUGCUGUUCAUUUUGGGACUCUAGUAAGAGACUUGAAAUUUUGUGACCUUACUUUUAAAAAGGUAUGAUAAUUUUCAUUUUAAUUUGAAUUAAGAUGUAAGUAUCUAAAUAUGCUUGGUAUAUUUGGUAAGUCUUGGCAAACAACUUCUCAGGAAAUUUUUGGUGCUAUGCAUACUUUUUUUUUUCCUUUUUGUUUAAAUCUUUAUCAAUAAUAAAUAUGGGAAUUUUGAAAAUAAGUCAUUUUUUUUUUUUGUUUUUUUAAUUCUUUGUUGGAAAAGAGAAUUUCAAACCCUCUCCACUUGCUAUAACUUAAGUUUCUGUUCUAAUCGCAAUUCUUUCACUUCAUAGAUAUACUGUUUAGGUAAUAAUGAAUUAAUGAUUAUAGAAAGUCUGUUUUCAGUUAUAUAAGACAUGUUUGGCUGCUGUUAAUUUUUGAUGACAACAAUUAGAAAUAUUUUGUUUGUAUUGCUUCUGUUAGUUACUUCACAUAAUCAGGGUAGGGGAGAUGGCUGUAGCAAUUAAACGUUUUACUAGAACUAGUUCAAAACCCUCACCCUCUUCACUUGAGGGUCCCACUGGAAAUAACUUUGCCUUUCAUUCUUCUGGGGUCAAUUUAGCUAAUUUCUAUUUUGCAAAACAAUGGCCUUAUGCCAAUUUAUAUAUUUAAAAAAAUGGCAAUAUUUAGUUAUAAAUGCUGACCAAUUUCUUUGUUUUUCAAGUAAUGAAUGGUUGCCUAAUAUCUUUGUAUUUUGUUGAAAAAAAAAAAAAGAAAAAAAUUGUACAGUACCUUUGACCUUCUGAAUCUCAUCCACCAGUGAAUAUAUUUUGGGCUCAUGUUUAACAAGUUAUUUUAUUUUUUUUCUUCCCCAAUAUUUCUCGUUCUUCAUUUUUGUUUCAAAAACCUAUUUUCUCAAACUGCCGGAACUCUGAAGUUAUUUUCAUUUAUUUUCCUAUGGAAAAAAAAUUAUAUUCGGCUUAAUUUGUUUUCUUUAUUUCUUAGUUUUGAACAUUGCAAAAAAAUAAUUGUGAUUAAUUUCAUCUUUAAACAAAAACAUUUGUGAGAAUUAUCUGAAGUCGUUUAUAUUCUUCAAAUAAUCUCAAAUUUUAAGCUGUGAUAUACCUGAUUGUGUGGCUGUUUUUUAUGUUUUUUUUUUUUUUUAAUAUAUUUUGCUCUAGCCAGCUUGCUUUUAUGUCUCCAGUGUUAUCAAUAACACACUCCUGGAAUUAAUCAACUUUAUUUUACUAUUCUAGCAAAAUAAAUAAAUAAAUACAAAUAAAGAGAUAAAUAAACUGAGUCUUGUAUCUAUUAAAAAAUAUUUCAUUGCUUGUAUUAAGCAAUAUAGAGUAAAAUACAAGUGGCAAGAUGGAUCAGUUUCCAUUUGUUGCAGUUUUUUUAUUUUUUUUUUUUAUUUUUUUUUUUAUGAUGAGAUAUGAAAACUAUAUAUAACUUGUUUCACUUCUGUACAUCUUUUGCCUUAGCAAUUGAUAAUUUCAUUAUAAAGAAUCUAAAUGAGCUAUCAAGUCUAUUAUCUUUAUUCAGCAAAUUGUAAGAAAGUGAGAUUUAAACAAAUUCUUUGGCAAUUCUUUUCUAAUUUCUCAGGAAGAAAUCCUUAUUUUUAAAAUAAAGAUUUAAAAUUUUUUAAUUAUUUCUGUAAAUGUAUGAAUUUCUGGCUGGCUAUUUCAUUAUUAAUGAUUCCUUACUCUACGAGUUCUCACUUAUUUCCUCCAAAUAGAAGAUAUUAUUUGUAGCCUUCCCUCUCUUUCCACUUCAAGUCAGUGAUUUUGUAGAUAAAGCUUAAGUAUAUUCUUAGAAUGUCUGGUAGCCUGUUGAUUUCUUUAAGUAUGUAACAAAAUUUGAAUUCUGCUUUGUUAUUGAUAUCCUAGUUUUUCAGGGAAGUAGAACACUGCUUAACUCUUUUAAGGUAGUGUUUUGGUAUGUGUAGCCAAAAAUACCAAAAUGUUUUUUCUGUUACAAUUGAAAAUGAUGGGUGCAUGUAGAAAACAAAGGCUAAAGUGCCCAAAACUACUUUAUUAUAUAAAACUAUUUUCUAUAGUUUUAUAUUAUAUCUACUGAAAGACAAUCCCUGAUUGGCUAUUAUGCUUCAAAACAUUUGUUUCAUGAGGUCAAUGGGUCAGUGAAACUUUUAUUUACAGUUUCAUUUAAGAAGGGAAAAAGUGCAUUUAACAGUGUGCACAAUGCAGGGGCAGCAGCACCAAUGAUAUUAUAUACAAAGCAAUAAUCUUCAUGUCAACACCUUGACAGCUUAUUUAUCCGCCAACUGCUUGCAAACUCAAGUCAUGUGUACUUUUAAUAUAUUGCUUAAUAUCUAGCCUGCUCACAUACACACACUGAGAAAGUGGAAGUGUUUUUUUGGGUUAAAUGAGUAUUUUUUUUCUUUGCUACAAUAUAUUUUUCUGUAUUGUAUCUAAAAUAUACUCAACUGCUAUACUAAUUAGUUGGGAUUUUGUGCCACUUCGCAUGCAUUUGUAUUGCUCUCUCUUUCAUAAAAUACAUUAUUCUAGUAACCUCAGUGUCUUAUACUUAGAACAUGUGCUAGUCUUUAGGUAUUAUUAAAUAGGAGUGUACUGAUAAAGCUGUUCCAACAACACCUUAAGUUAAAGAAUUGAAGUAAAAGGAGGUAGGAAUACUCUAGUUUCAAGCAUCUUGGUUACUUGUGAGUCAUGUCUGAUGUAAAUCAUAUUUUUGCUUACUCUACUCAUGAUAGUCAUAAGAAAGACAUGAAUGUCACAACAUACUGCAGGAUGACAAUAGCAUCAGCUUAGGUCGUGUCUCCAUAUAUUUACUCACUAAGAAAAUGUAAUUGCAUAGACUGGUAAUAAUGCAAACUUGAUUGGAUAUUGAACUAAUAAAAGAGGAAGUUAGUAUCUGGAAUAUGUAACUGUUAGAACAAUCUCUUAGAAAUUUACUCACAGUUUGGGUGUAAUUAAGCAUAAACAGGUUCAGGAGAGGGUGUUGAUAAAUAAAUUAUAUUCAGACCAAGCUGCCUUAUUUUCCUUGGGUGGUAGACUUAAACCAUUGCUUGGCUUAAUACCACUCCCUGGCUCUUGGGGCUUUUAACAGUCCCAUAUUGUUGCAAGCACUCAAGCCAGAUUUAUGGUUUGAGAAAACUCUCUUUGUUUUGAGGAACUCUGGAAAGAGACAUGAAUGCUGUCUUUUUGCAAGAUUAAAGAAAUUCUAAACUUAUUUAUUUUUAGUGUUGACUUUUUAUUUUAUCAAAUUAAAUUCGUUUUAGGAGCCAAUUUAUUAAAUUCCCUUGUUUAGUAAUACUAAGCACAAGUGAAAUAAAUUGCUGAAUAUUAAGAUAUUUAUAACAAAGUUAAAGUUUAGUGAAUUAGUUUGUUCAGGACAUAUAAAAAAUAUGUAAAAGGAAAAUUUAGUUUCUCAGUUGAACUUUUAGAUGUAUGUAAUACAUGAAAAAAACAAAAAAAAACAUUCAGCCUUGGAAACAUUCCCCUUCCUUAUAUUCUUAAGGCAUAUACUCAUCAUUAAACUACAUUAGCAGAUAACCACUCUCUUCUGCCAACCAGCAUAUCUUUCACAAAUGUCUGGUGGUUUGGCCAUUGGUAGAAUUUUGAAUCCCUUAGCACAAUUAAAAGUUAAACAGUGCUAAUACAGAUACAAGACAUUGCUUCCUGUCCGAAGCUCUUGCAUUUUUGCCAAUCCACCAAUUGGUCUUGGAUUUAUCAGUCUUGAAAGCAUGAACAGCCAAGUUGACAUCUAGGAUUUCAACUUAAUUGAAAACUGGAACAGCUACCCAACAACAUUUUAGCCAAUGCUCUAAAGACUGCUAAUAUACUGACAAUGAAGUGAUGCUUUUGUUGAAAAAUGAUUCCAAAUUGCUAUUGGUGCCAAAGUGUUUAAAUUCAGUGAAACAUGUUCUGAUUAAUUUGCAAAAUUUUAUCUUAACUCUGUAAUGAUUACAAAAAUAUUGUUUUAAAUAAGUAUGAUUUAAUCAGUAUUUUAGUAUUAACAAUGUCAGUUAUAAUGUUUUAAACAUCACUUCUGUAUUUAGUAUUAAAAAAGAAAAGGUGAUCGAUGUAAAACAGUAUUUGUAAAUCCAGUUGCUUGUUGACUCAUUAAGAGGAAUUCUAAAAACUGAUGUCCUAAGUUUAUGACACUUCAGUAAUAGCGUGAUGCAAAAUAAGAUGUUACUUUUUCUUAAGUAUCACUUAGUAGAAACUUCAUAUAUGCUCCCAUCUUGUAUCUAACAAGUUUAAUUAGAACUGCAAUGGUUCGCUUAAUAAGUUUCCAUUAUAAAUAACUACUUUUGAAGUGUUGUGAAAUAUAGACUUAGCUUAUAUCAGCUUGAAAGUACAGAACUUGACUAAAGCAUGCUAAGAACUUAUUCACAAGUUCUCACUGUUCCUAUUCAUAUCUCUAUGUAUAUAAAGAGGUUUUUAAAAUGAAAACUGGCAUGAAAGAAACUCACCGUUCUCCGGAAAUAUGAAGGUUUAUAAGUUAUUUGAGAGUUGUUUUUUGCUUUUUUAAUUUCUAUGAGCUGCCUAGCAAUGCCCCCUCUCUGCCUUUACGCAUGCUCCAUUAAUCCCCUUCAGUAUUAUUGUAACAAGUUUAAAUAUCUUGUUUAUUUGUCUUUGAGUCACAUGGAGCAACUUUUGCUCACAACUCCAAAAGACUGCUUUGUUUGUAUUUUCUUUAUUCUCAGUUUCUUUUCUUGUCUGCUGCCUCAAAGACUUGUUUGGGAAGAUUUUCUAAAUUUAAACUGUCUCAUUUUUGUAUGAUAGUUCAGACAGAAUAAAAUUUGUAUUCAGAUAUUAACUUUGGUAUAAAUCAAUCUGCAUAGCUCUCAAUCAUCAAUCUGAGUUGUAUUUGAUAUAAAUCAAAUCACAUAGCUCUUGGUCAUCAAUCAAUGUGUUAUAUUUCUUCUAUAUUAAGGUUGCAGUAAUCAUUCUAAUAUGUCCAUGGUGGACUUAAUACACAGAAGCAAUUAAAACUUUUUUCCAAUUCUUUUUUAAGUGUAACAUGACCUUCAUUAAUUUGAUUUUUGUUUUAAGUUCUGUUUGUUAUAAUUUAUGAUUUUCGUUUUAAGUUCUGUUUGUUAGUUUGGUCUUGUUUAAAAAUCUUUAUAAUUAUUUUCAGUGUUAAUUUGGAUGAAUUUAUUAUUCACAAUAAAUAUUUUGAUUUGUGUAAAGAAAAUUCUGAUCCAUUUUUUUUUUUUCCAUGCUUUUUUUUCUUUUUGUAUGAGCAGGUAUUGUAAUUUAAAACUGUGCUCCCUUUCUCUGUAAAACUUAACCCAAAACACCAAGGGUUAUUUUACAAUUUACUUUGGCUUGCUAACAGACAUGCCAAGAAGGUUGUGAUAAGCAUCAUAUUCACCUAUUUCUCACAAUACAUUCUAAAUAAACACACACACACAUUCCAUUCCUGCAAUGGAAUUGAUUAACUGGAGAACAGUAUAUUAACUUAGUAAAUGUAAUCACUGAGCAAUUAUAUUUGCAAAUAUGUGAUUGAUUUAUAACUGAAAAUCCAAAUUUAAUGAUAAUUUUACAUAAAAAUGCAACAUUUAAUCUGUAGUUUUCUCAUUUUCUGAAGACUAUUUUGAUAUAUUGAACCUGAAAGACAAUGUAAUAAAGCAGCUUUAUUUUGUAUUCUUGGCCUUUUAUUUUCGUUUCUUUUUCACAUAUUGCCAUCCAAAUUACAUUUUUUUAUAAAAUUACAGCCAUUGAUGUUUUUUUAUUUUUUUUUAUUUUUACCACCAAAUAAGAGAAAAUACAAAAAUAAGAAUACCUUGCAAAAUUGAUUAAUCUUUUUUUCUUUUUUGCUUUAACUAUUUUAAAUGUUUUUAAAGAUAUUUAACAAAAAAAAAAUUUUCUACAUACCAUGACUGUUUGACUGAAUUUAAUUGUUGUAAAUCACAAGGAAUACUGCUGCUAUGUUGUCAUUAGCUGUUCAUUUUCUGAGCUUUAAAUGAAUAUUUUCUUUCUGAAAUAACCAGAAACACAAAGGAAAGGAAGGAAAAUUUGAUUGUAUAUUUUGCUUAAAUAAAUGUAUUAACUUAA
Molecule: messenger RNA, 12843 nt
Organism: Octopus bimaculoides (California two-spot octopus)
Lineage: Eukaryota; Metazoa; Mollusca; Cephalopoda; Octopoda; Octopodidae
Product: importin-4
Biological process (GO): protein import into nucleus
Molecular function (GO): small GTPase binding
Source: RefSeq, a predicted model, not a curated record